This is a messenger RNA of Urocitellus parryii (Arctic ground squirrel), 1283 nucleotides long. RefSeq names its product B cell receptor associated protein 29 (gene Bcap29). NCBI's taxonomy places the organism in Eukaryota, Metazoa, Chordata, Mammalia, Rodentia, Sciuridae. Gene Ontology annotation, biological process: intracellular protein transport; endoplasmic reticulum to Golgi vesicle-mediated transport. The record is from RefSeq and is a predicted model, not a curated record. Gene Ontology annotation, cellular component: endoplasmic reticulum membrane; endoplasmic reticulum.
AAGACCCGCGGGCCGCGAGGCUGUGGGCUAAAAAACCCAGCGAAGCCGGCUGGCCCGUGGCUUUCGGGGGGCGGGAGGGCCGCAAAGCGUUAGAGGAGGGAGGCGUUGGACUGUAGGUGCAGCGGCCGGCCAGAGAGGAAGUCAUUGGCGCCCUUUGGCCGCCUCUAGGGUUCCGCGCGGCUCGCCGAGGAGGUGGAGACGCCCGGGCGGGUCUCCUCCGGUCUAGUCCCGUCUCUUCCUGUCCGGUCCAUUCCGGGGUGUGAAGAAAAAAAUGACAAUCCAAUGGGUGGCAGUUGCAACCUUUCUUUAUGCCGAAAUAGGACUCAUUUUACUCUUCUGUCUACCUUUUAUUCCUCCUCAGAGAUGGCAGAAGAUUUUUUCAUUUAAUGUUUGGGGUAAAAUUGCAACUUUUUGGAACAAGGCUUUUCUUACCAUUAUAAUUCUAUUGAUUGUUCUGUUUCUAGAUGCUGUGAGAGAAGUAAGGAAAUAUGCCUCUAUUCAUACCAUUGACAAGAGCUCAACUAGCAAACUUGGUGCCUAUGAACAUACACAGAUGAAACUUUUUAGGUCUCAAAGAAAUCUUUACAUUUCUGGAUUUUCAUUAUUUUUUUGGCUAGUGUUGAGACGUCUGGUUACACUUAUAACUCAGCUGGCAAAAGAACUAUCAAACAAAGGAGUGCUUAAAAGUCAAGCAGAAAAUACUAAUAAGGCUGCCAAAAGAUUCAUGGAAGAGAAUGAAAAACUAAAAAGGAUUUUGAAAACCACAGAUGAAGAACAUACUUUGGAAACAGAAAAUAAAAAACUAGUAGAAGACCAGGAAAAACUGAAAGCUGAAUUAAAGAAGACUUUAGAUGCCCUUUAUAAGGCACAGAGUGAUGUGAUGACAAUGAAGACACAGUCAGAGAGACUUUCAAAAGAAUAUGAUCGACUCCUGAAAGAGCACUCAGAACUUCAGAAUCGUUUAGAAAGAGACAAUAAGAAAGGUCUGUGAACUUCAUGGAAGAAGAUUCUGAUACACCGUGUCAAGAUAACAAAUUUGUUAUCAUGGUAGCCACUAGAAAAUUUAAAAUUCAAUUUAGAAAAAUGUACUAUGACUGGCUAAUAGUGUUUUUUAAUGCCACACAUAGACUAGGUAGUAGUGAAAUUUUCAAAAUAUUUGAUAAUGUUUCAAAUAUAUUACAAAGAUUAUAUUCCAGCUCUUUAAAAAAUAUAUAAGCAUGUUAAAACCCAUAUUUACAUAUUGAUAGACAUUGGUGCAAUGGUGGCUCUUUACCAAUAAAAGG